GGCUCCCGCCCCGCUCCGCCAUCAUGAAGUCCUGAACAAAAAACGGAUGGGAGUGAAGCAAAAUGGGGAUAUAACACUGACUGGAGAUGAAAUUCACCGACAACACUAACGAAAUGACAGCACACAGCGGCGCAGGGAGCGGACCUGUGUAAAUUAAUGCAUCAGUUUCCCAUUGAAAACGUCCCGGGCAGCUCCUGGCGUUACGUUAUAUAGUUAGCGGUGUUGCUAACAGCAGCCAGAGCUAGCCGCUGAUUUUCUUUGGCUCUCUGCUUUAGUAGCUGCCUGGCUCGUUUAGCUGGCAGCCGUCAGUCAGCUUGCUGUCACUGUAAUCGACUGGCACUUCACUCAUGUCAAGUCUUGCAGACACACUAGCUGUCCAAUUGAGUGGGAGCAUCAGGAUGGAGAGCCAUUUGAGUAAAAGCAUCGACAGGCAGAAUGUGGUUUGUUCGUGUUGAAUAGACACCAGUGUCGAGGAAAGGGGAGUGAGACCAAUAAUUUCCAGCCAGGCCAGUCGGCUAGCUUCAGGGCUAGCUACAGUGGAUCCCAAAAGCCACGGCGCUGGCCAUGCCAUCGAGUGUGCGGGCCGGGAGCCUGAAGGACCCGGAGGUGGCUGAGCUGUUCUUCAGGGAGGAUCCUGAGAAGCUCUUCACAGACCUGAGGGAGAUCGGACAUGGAAGCUUCGGAGCGGUCUACUUCGCUCAUGACAUCCGCACCAAUGAGGUGGUGGCCAUCAAGAAGAUGUCCUAUGGCGGCAAACAGUCCAAUGAGAAAUGGCAGGAUAUCAUCAAGGAAGUCAAGUUCCUCCAGAAGCUGCGCCACCCAAACACAGUGGAGUACCGGGGCUGCUACCUGAGAGAGCACACAGCAUGGCUGGUGAUGGAGUACUGCUUGGGCUCAGCUUCAGACCUCUUAGAAGUCCACAAGAAACCCCUGCAGGAAGUGGAAAUAGCGGCUAUAACCCAUGGUGCACUGCAGGGAUUGGUGUAUCUUCACUCUCACAACAUGAUUCACAGGGACGUGAAGGCAGGAAACAUUUUGCUAACAGAGCCAGGUCAGGUCAAACUGGGAGAUUUUGGCUCCGCCUCCAUCGUUGCUCCAGCCAAUUCCUUUGUGGGAACACCUUACUGGAUGGCCCCUGAGGUGAUCCUGGCUAUGGAUGAGGGUCAGUACGAUGGCAAGGUGGAUGUGUGGUCACUUGGCAUUACCUGCAUAGAGCUGGCGGAAAGGAAGCCUCCUCUGUUCAACAUGAAUGCUAUGAGUGCCUUAUACCACAUCGCCCAGAAUGAGAGCCCCGUGCUGCAGUCCAAUCACUGGUCCGAUUAUUUCCGCAAUUUUGUGGACUCCUGUUUGCAGAAGAUCGCCCAGGACAGACCUACCUCUGACGUGCUGCUCAAGCACCAUUUCCUAUGCAGAGAGCGUCCCAUGACAGCUGUGAUGGACCUGAUCGCCCGCACCAAGGAUGCUGUCCGCGAGUUGGACAACCUGCAGUACCGGAAGAUGAAGAAAAUCCUCUUUCACGAGGCACACAAUGGUCCAGCACCAGAAGGAGGGGAAGAGGAAGAGGAUGUGGAGCAGUACAUGCUGCGCACCGGCACAGUCAACAGCAUGGAGAGCUCCCACUCUCUGCCUUCCAUGUCCAUCAGCGCCAGCUCCCAGAGCAGCUCCGUCAACAGCCUGGCAGACGGCUCCGACGACAGCGGGGAGAUGGCCAUGAUGCAGGAGGGCGAGCACACAGUCACCUCCAACAGCUCUGUCCUGCACAAGCCCCUGAGCCAUGACAACAUCUAUGAUGAUCCCUAUCAACCAGAGGUCGAGUUACAUCGAGAGGCCUCAUCUGCUGGUGGUGGUGGAGGUGUAGGAGGAGGAGGAGGUGGAGGAGGAGGAGGAGGAGGAGGAGUUGGAGGUGGUGGUGGUGGUGGUGGUGGUGGAGGAGGAGGAGGAGGAGGUGGAGAAAGGAGACGUCGUCGAGGCAGAGACCAUUUUGCCACCAUCAGGACAGCCUCACUCGUCACUCGUCAGAUCCAGGAACAUGAGCAGGGCUCGGCUCUGAGAGAACAGAUGUCUGGGUAUAAGCGAAUGCGGCGGCAGCACCAGAAGCAGCUGAUGGGCCUGGAGAACAAGCUGAAGGGAGAGAUGGACGAGCACCAGCUGAGACUGGACAAAGAGCUAGAGAACCAGAGGAACAGCUUCUCCAUGGAGGGAGAAAAACUGUCCAAGAAGCACCAGGUCAUCCUGGAGAAGGAGACAAAGGCGGUCUUAACUGAGGAGAAGAAGUUCCAGCAGCACAUUCUGGCCCAGCAGAAGAAGGAGCUGACCAGUCUGCUAGAGUCCCAGAAACGACAGUAUCGCCAACGCAAGGAGCAGCUCAAAGAGGAACUGAAUGAGAACCAGUCGACACCAAAGCGGGAGAAACAGGAGUGGUUGGUGCACCAGAAGGAGUGUCUGCAGCAGCUGCAGGCGGAGGAAGAGGCGGGCUUGCUGCGGAGGCAGAGGCAGUACUAUGAGCUGCAGUGUCGCCAGUACAAGAGGAAGAUGCUGCUGGCACGCCACAACCUGGAGCAGGACCUGCUCCGAGAGGAGCUGAACAAGAAGCAGACCCUGAAGGACCUGGAGUGCGCCAUGCUGCUGCGUCACCACGAGUCCACCCAGGAGUUGGAGUUCCGCCAGUUGGGUCUGGUGCAGCACACACGAGCCGAGCUGAUCCGCACGCAGCACCAGACGGAGCUCACCAACCAAAUGGAGUACAACAAGAGGCGCGAGCAGGAGCUGCGUCAGAAACACGCCGUGGAGGUCCGCCAGCAGCCCAAGAGCCUCAAAUCCAAAGAGCUGCAGAUAAAGCGUCAGUUCCAGGACACGUGUAAGAUCCAGACCCGUCAGUACAAGGCUCUGAGGAACCACCUUCUGGAGAACACGCCCAAAUCGGACCACAAGGCCGUGCUGAAGCGUCUGAAGGAUGAGCAGACCCGUAAGCUGGCCAUCCUGGCAGAGCAGUAUGACCACUCCAUCAAUGACAUGCUGUCCACACAGGCUCUGCGAUUGGAUGAGACUCAGGAGGCGGAGUACAAGGUUCUCCGGAUGCAGCUGCAGCAGGAGCUGGAGCUGCUCAACGCCUACCAGAGCAAGAUCAAGAUCCACACAGACACACAGCACGAGCGGGAGGUCAAGGACCUGGAGCAGAGGGUGUCCAUCCGCCGUGCGCUGCUGGAGCAGAGGAUCGAGGAGGAGAUGCUGUCUCUGCAGAAUGAGCGCUCUGAACGUAUCCGCACCCUCCUGGAGCGACAGGCCAGUGAGAUCGAGUCCUUCGACUCCGAGAGUUUGCGUCUUGGCUUCAGUAAUAUGGCUCUGUCGGGCAUCCCAAGCGAGGCCUACCCCAUGCAGGGGUACUCCAACGUCCCACCCCCUGGCUCCCGCUCCGCCGGACACUGGAGCCAUGGCCUGCACCCGCAGAUGGCUCCCCCCCAGCAACACUCCCGCCGCAGCCACAACAGCAGCAGCAGCAGCGGCAUCAGCAGUGGUAGCGGAGCCAGCGAUCGCCGCAGUGAGUCUUCAUCCUCCUCCCACGCUCUUGGACUGGCUCUGGGUCUGGGGCGAGACAGCAGGGAGAUGCACCACUCGUCCCGCUCCUCCGCCUCCUCUUCUUCUUCCUCCUCCUCCUCUUCCAGCCACCACCAGCGCCACCACCUGCCCCAGCACUACCACCACCAGAGCACGCCGCAGCUGUACCGGGAGCGCGAGAGGGAUCGGGACCGCGAUAGGGAGCGGGAGAAGGAGAGGGAGCGGGAGUGGGCUGGAGUGCGAGGCUCCGGCGGCGACCUGGCCCACCCACACCCCCUGCCCUUCUCCCAUCACCUGCCCUCACGCUCCUCCUCCCAGUCCCUGGCCAUGCUACCUCCCCCGCCACCUGCUCCUCCGUCCAUCUCCGGCCCGUCCUCCUCCUCCUCUUCCUCCUCCUCCUCACAGGGGGGGAUCUACAGCGGCGCUGGGCUCGGUGUACGCGGUGCCCCGAGCCUGAUGGCCCUGAGGAACAGCCCCCAGCCUCUGAGGAGGACGGCUUCUGGCGGUGGGCCCGGAGGAGCUGGGGGCAGCGACGGCGUCUUGAGCAGAAGUACCUCAGUCACUUCACACAUCUCCAACGGCUCCCACAUCUCCUACUCGUAGAUGAGAGGAGGAGGGCAGCACAGAGGGAGGUGAUUUAGGAAGGUAGCUAUCACAGGCUGCAUCUCAACACUCUCAGCUUCACACCUCAACUUGUGCCCUUUUAAUGGGGCUGACCUUGACUGUAAGAUUAGCUGAAAUGUAAAGGAUUCUGGGUCAACGAGAGGUUGAACUGACAGUUUUGAGCUGCACCCUGCUUCUUCAGACUCAGGGUGGCUUGAGAGGUUUUCUCCCAUUCUCACAGGUGUAAACAUAGUAGGGAGGAAUGUAACCACCUGUGAAACCACCAGAUUUAGGUGAUCUCAGAUAUUAAAAAAAGAGAAGGUUUGUGUUCAGUGUUUUUAUCUUUGUUACCGCCUGUAUAAAAUGAAACAAAAGUAUGAAAGGAGCUGCCCUUUUUUUCCCUCCACGAGCUGCAGAAAGAGAGACGGCAGCCAUGUCUUCUUCUAUGAUGUUCUUUGCUGGAAUGGAGAAAGAUGGAGGACAGGGUGGAGGGAAAAAGGGAAGAAAAAACUUGUUUUUUUUGCAUUGUGUUUGUUCUUGUAUGUGGUUGGUAGUGUCCAGAAUAUAUCUAGCAAGCACUCUUAAGUUCUGCUCCAGGUAGGGAAAGGGGAGAAUCAAAAAACAUGGCUGACUUUAGUCUCCAGCUCCUGCUGACACUUUUUAUUGAUUUACUGUUGUUGAUUUUUUUUAUAUGAAGUGUAUACAACCCACAAAAACAAGUUGCUUGGAACGUCACCAAUGCCUUUAAGGAGUCCUUAAAGGGGAUGUCCUGCCAUCAAAGUUUUUAUUUGAUGACUGCAAGAUGAUUUAAAAAAAUACACCGAAUGUUUGUAAAGGCGAGAGACUCUGUUCUAAAAAUGCAGCUGGGAUGAGGAGGAACAUUGUGUGGAUAUGUACAAACAAACACCAAAAACAAGCUUUCCAGCAUCCAUGACAUAUUGAGUAUCUAAACAAACCUAGGUGUCUAUGGGAGUCACUUCAAUGCAUGAGAUAGAUGUACAAAAAAAACAAACAAAAAAAACAUUUGUAAACAUGACCAAACACAUUUGAAAUGUACCGUACCUGUCCAAGUUUCACUGGCAUUUAAGAUCACUCGUCCCACACUUUUUGAUCUCUUACUGUACAUAUUUAUGGUAAAAAUGAAAAACAAAAACAAGUCAUUGGUUUUAUAGAGUAACAAAGAUAAUGAUAGUAAUUUUGAUAUUAUUCAAAUGAGUACGGGACUCAAGAGUUAGAAGUGGAAAAACUCCAACUGCAUUUUCUAUAGGUGUCAAUAUUACCAUAAUUAAUCCUGAUGUUAUUGUUGUUGUAAUCAUGUUCACAAAGGGCCCACUUUUGACUCCAAAAAAAGCUGAUAAAAAAACUGUUGCAUUGUCAGGUAUGGUGUGUUCAAGGUAUUAAUGAUUAUUAAUAAGAGACGAUUAUUAAUAAUUGUUAAUUAUUUAUGUAUGUGUCGAGCAGUGACGUCUGGUUAUAUUGCCACAUUUUUUUAAAGACAAAACAACGGAGUUUUAAAAGGACAUCCCACAUAAAGUCUGACCUCCUUCUCUUGGACUCUCAUAGAGACUCAAUGAUUUCAUAAUUGGGCACUGGAAUGUAAAUGCUGGUUUUCCCUUUUCAUUUAUUUAUUUUCAGUUUAUGGGGGUUUACCUUUCAAAGCAGUAUCUCACAGGAAUCUGCACAAUCGUUGUUGAUAAUCUGAGCAUGUGAUCAAUGCGAACAAGCUGGAAGUGUGUGAUGAAGAAGGAGAAGAAAAAGGAUGGGUGUUGACUGAGCUGCUGUGAUCCUGCAGCAGCAGUGACCGCAGUAACCCGUCCCCACACAUAAAGACACCAAUCAGUGUUUUCCUGGUGCACAUGAGGCUCCUGAAGACUCUUUUUUUUCCUCCCUCUUUUUGGGUCAUUUACUUGAAGGGGAUUAGAAAUCACUGGACUUUUUUGUUUUGUUUUACCUGAAGAAAAGAAGAAGAUAAUCACCCUGCUGUUUGUAUGACUCAGAAACACCAGCUCAAGACAAUUCCCUGUAUAACCUACUAUUUUAUGCUUGGUUGAAAUCUCAGUGCAUGCAUGAAACUCCUUAUAUAAACUAAGACUGGCGGGAUCGGGGACGGCCUUUGUGUUGGGGAAGUCAGUGUGAUAGUGCGUUUAGACGGGCUGUUGUCUGUGUCCGAGCGGGUGGUCUCACCUACUGCCCGGUUUAACAUGAAGACGAAGAAGCGACACAGACGCUGUGUUUUGCAGAGUUUU
Molecule: messenger RNA, 6404 nt
Organism: Labrus mixtus (cuckoo wrasse)
Lineage: Eukaryota; Metazoa; Chordata; Actinopteri; Labriformes; Labridae
Gene: taok2b
Product: TAO kinase 2b
Exons: 20
Coding region: 565-4158 (1197 amino acids)
Biological process (GO): protein phosphorylation
Molecular function (GO): protein kinase activity; ATP binding
Source: RefSeq, a predicted model, not a curated record